UUGCAACGGUACCGUGAAAAAAGUUUUAAUGGCACAUGAAAGUAAAAAAAACCUAAAUAAUGGUUAAAUUCUUGCGGGAUAGGAGCACCUUUUGUUUGAUUGCCGGUGUUGCAGUGGGUUUUACGGUAGCUUUUGUAGUACUAGCACCUAGUACUAUCUACAAAGACGACCAUUAUGGAAAAAAAUUAAGACAGGUAAUCCAUGGUCACGAACAUACCGGAGAACAUCAUCACGAUUUCCACAAUGAAGAUGAAAUGAGUGAUGUUGAACUUGUAGGGGAGGUAGGGGAACACGGAGAAAAUGAUACUUUUCAUCGAAUGACAGAUUCGUCCCUAGCAGAAUCUCUUAAGAAAAAGGUACGAAUAUUAUGUUGGAUUAUGACUGGACCAAGCAACCAUGAGAAAAAAGCAAAACAUGUAAAGGCAACAUGGGGAAAGAGAUGUAAUAUUUUAUUAUUCAUGAGUUCAAAAGCAGAUGAAAAUCUACCGGCAAUACCAUUGAACGUAAGUGAAGGAAGAAAUAAUCUGUGGGCUAAAACCAAAGCUGCUUUUAAAUAUGUUUACGAUAACCACAUAAAUGACGCUGAUUGGUUUAUGAAAGCCGACGAUGAUACGUAUGUGAUUGUGGAAAAUCUGCGAUAUAUGUUGCUACCAUUAAGUCCCGAUACGCCAAUUUACUAUGGAUGUCGAUUUAAGCCGUACGUUGCACAAGGAUACAUGAGCGGAGGAGCAGGUUAUAUACUAAGUAAAGAAGCAUUAAAAAGAUUUAUUGAGAAAGCAUUGCCAGAUAAAGAGAAGUGUAGACAAGACAAUGAGGGUGCAGAAGAUGUAGAAAUGGGAAAGUGUUUACAAGCAGCCGACGUAGCUGCAGGUGAUGGUCGAGAUCCUGAACUUAGAGGAAGAUUUUUCCCUUUUGCCCCCAGCCAUCACUUAAUUCCUGGACAUGGAAUGGAUUGUUGUUCGGAUAACGCCGUAUCUUUCCAUUACAUCGAGCCUAGUAUGAUGUACGCCAUGGAGUAUAUGAUUUAUCAUUUGCGACCAUUUGGAAUCGCCUAUAAGCCAGUAUUACCAAAAAAUCUUGAAACGCUAAAUAGAGACACUGCCGAUUGAUAAAAACUUUUGUACAAAAUAAUAAGGCACUAUUAAGGCAGGUUCCAUUUAAUUAGAUACCCAGAUAUAUCUG
Molecule: messenger RNA, 1182 nt
Organism: Diabrotica balteata
Lineage: Eukaryota; Metazoa; Arthropoda; Insecta; Coleoptera; Chrysomelidae
Source: the annotation of a GenBank genome assembly